AUGGAGUCCAAUGUGGUUGAACCGGUUUGUCAUGCCCCAGCUUCCUUCACCGACGACAAUACCACGCAUUCAAAUGACAACCUUCUCAAUUCUUGCAAUGUGGAAGGUGAAAAGUCUAACAAGUUGAUUGUAGACCAUAAAAUUUACCUUGCCGAAGAUGAAAUACCAAGAGUUGGGAUGCGGUUUGAGCAUUUGAAGCUGGCCCAGGAUUUUUAUGCAAGCUACGCAAAGAAAGUCAGUUUUGUAAGUAAGAUACGGAACACAAAUUUUGACAGGAUGACAAAGGGGCCGAUUAACCAAUCUAUUUAUUGUAAUCGAGAGGGCUUCCGUGGGUCUCGUGUCAAAGCACUGACAUGGAAGAACACAAUUGCAGUCAUGGGGUGCAAAGCAAGGAUAUAUGCAAAGUUUGUUACGGAGAAGCAAAAUUGGGUCUUGUUGAAGGUUGAUUUGAGGCACUCGCACCCAUGUUCAACUAAAAAGGCAGUGCACUACCACGAGAAUAGUGAGUUGACCAAGCAUGCGAAAUGCGUGAUUGAGAUUAAUGAUGGGCAGACAUUCGAUCCAACAAGACAUUUCUAUCAUUGGCUAAUGAGGUUGGAAACAAAUCUGAACUUCUUCUACGCAGUGAAUGUGGACGACGAUUAUAAGUUUAGGAGUGAAGUUUGGGUGGAUGCAAGGUGCAAGGCGUCUUCUGAAUACUAUGGAGACUUGGUGUCAUUUGAUACCACAUACAACACGAACCGGCAUAGAUUACCGUUUGCGUCUUUUGUCGGUGUAAACCACCAUGGUAAGUCUACUUUGCUAGGCUGUGCUCUAUUAGGCAGCAAGGAGAUCCCAAGUUUCGAGUGGGUGUUCACGCAAUGGUUGAAGUGCAUGGGAACUGCACCGCAGGGCAUCAUCAUAGACCAGUGCAGGUCCAUAUUUGGUGCAAUUAGGAAGGAAUUUGUGAAUGGUGACGAUGAAGCAGACAUGUUGCAUGCUGCUCUGAAUGAUGCACACACUAGCAUCGCCACAGAGACUUCCUCCAUGGUGGGCACAGAGGACAUUCAAGGUCCAUCAAAGGAUAAUCGUGUAGAAUCUUGUAGAAAUGUAGAUUUGGAUGCUCCCGCUCGGUAG
Arachis ipaensis is the source of this 1116-nucleotide messenger RNA. Lineage: Eukaryota; Viridiplantae; Streptophyta; Magnoliopsida; Fabales; Fabaceae. The record is from RefSeq and is a predicted model, not a curated record.